CAGGAAAUAAAUAAAUAAGGACUAUAGCUGUUAUAGUUUAAGAUAUUGCAAUAAUAUAUAUUUAUUAUAAUCGUUGAAGUACGCCAAAGGAAAUAAAAAAUGGAUAAAACGUGUACUCCCGAAGAAAUCGAGAAAAAGCGUUUAUUAGCAUUGCAGAGGCGGCAGCAAUCUCAAUUAAAAGCCCAAAGUACACCCACAAGUAGUCAAAUUCAUCAACAGUCAAAAUUAAAUGACAACGAAAAUAUUGCACAACAAAACAAAACAAACUUAAAUGACAAUGAAAAUAUUGCACGACAAAACAAAACAAACAAUCGUUUCAAUCCUAUAGAACCUAGAAGGUUUUUCAAUCCAAUGUUGUCUGUGACAGGAAAAUGUUAUAUGAUCAGUGAUGAUAGAUUUGCCUUAGAAUUAUCAGCAUUUGUACCUGAAAUUAUUGAUAUAUUUAAAACAGUUCCAAGCAGAAUAUAUGAUCCAAAAUCCAGAAUAUGGAAUUUUCAUCUCAAUGAUUAUAAUGGUUUAUUAAAGACAUUAUCAUCUAAUCAUUGUAAUUUAUCUAUAACAAAGAUACCAGAGGCUGUCCUUCGGAUAUUCAAAAAAAACUUAAAGUCAGACACUCAAUUACCAGAACAUGAUUUAUCAAAAAUUGAUGAAACGUUAACAAAUGCUUUAAUGCCGUUUCAACGAGAGGGUAUUUGCUAUGGUAUAUCGAAGAAUGGUCGUUGUAUUAUUGCAGAUGAUAUGGGUUUAGGAAAAACUAUACAAGCAUUAGGCAUUGCACAUUAUUAUAAGGAAAGUUGGCCACUUCUUAUUGUAACUCCUUCGUCAGUGAGGUAUCAGUGGUCUCAAGCAAUCUAUGAAUUCUUACCAUCCAUACCUACACAUUACAUUCAUCAUUUUGCGAACACAAAAGAUCACAUUGGAGAUGACAAAAUCACCAUAACAUCAUAUGAUUUGUUAGUACGAGCCAUAAAUACUUUCGCGAAACAUAUUUAUGGAUUUGUUAUUCUGGACGAAUCCCACGGUUUGAAGAGCAAUAAGACUGCGCGAUUUCAAGCUACUAAUAGAAUAUGUACCCAUGCACGUCAUAUUGUAUUGCUCACAGGUACUCCGGCUCUGUCAAGACCAGUUGAAUUGUAUACACAGAUUAGCCUUGCUAAUCCACGUUUUAUGAGCUAUGAAGACUAUGGUAUACGUUAUUGCGCAGGACAGAGGUCUAUAUUUGGUUGGGACUUCCUAGGCUCCUCAAAUUCGCAAGAGUUACAAGCGCUGCUGAAGUCGGAUUGCAUGAUUCGAAGGCUGAAAGCAGACGUUUUAAAUCAGUUGCCGUCUAAGAUAAGGAAGGUGAUUAUUUUAGAUUCAAGUUUGAUCAAAACUGGCAAGCAAAUGAGGGAGAUGUCGCAACGUUUACAAACAAAUAUUACGGGUUUGGAAAGACAUAGUACUCUAAUACAAUAUUAUAACCAGUCUAGCUAUGCGAGAGUGACGGCAGUACGCAAUUACGUUGCAAAAUUAUUUGAAAAUAAGAAAAAAUGUCUUUUGUAUGGUCAUCAUCAAAUUAUUUUGGAUACUAUUUGCGAAGCUGCUGAAUCUGUAGACAUAGCGUAUAUAAGAAUCGACGGCAAAACUAAUUCAGAACAGAGAAAACUUCUGAUCGACAAGUUUCAAGAAUGUGAUGAAUGUUUAGUGGCGGUUUUGUCAAUCACCGCUGUGAACGCAGGUGUUACAUUAACGGCUGCAAAUCUCGUGGUCUUCACCGAAUUAUUUUGGAAUCCCGGUAUCUUGUCCCAAGCGGAAGACAGAGUGCAUAGAAUCGGGCAAAACAACACUGUCACAAUCGAGUACUUGAUAGCGCAAAACACUGUGGAUGAUUAUCUGUGGCCGUUGCUUCACAAAAAAAAGGACGUUCUGAAUGCGCUCGGUCUCAAACAGGAUCUUUCAAUAAAUAACAUCGCCGUCGCAGUGCAAAAUAACAAGCAACAAAACUUGGAUUCUUUUCUAAAUAUUUCUUCGUCCUCUGAGAAAGGAUCGCAGUUGCAGUAUGAUAUGGAGAUUUCUCCAGCAAUUCCAGAAGCGUCUCCCUCAAAUGUUAAAGAAUUACUCGAAGUUGAUGAUGAAUGCUUUGACUCCUGUGAUUGGGAUACUAUUGUGUGAAUGGACAAUAAUUCAGUAUUCUCUUGAUAUUUUCAAAGACUUAUUUUUUGU
This is a messenger RNA of Mycetomoellerius zeteki, 2202 nucleotides long. RefSeq names its product SWI/SNF-related matrix-associated actin-dependent regulator of chromatin subfamily A-like protein 1 (gene Marcal1). The record is from RefSeq and is a predicted model, not a curated record. Lineage: Eukaryota; Metazoa; Arthropoda; Insecta; Hymenoptera; Formicidae. Gene Ontology annotation, molecular function: ATP binding. Gene Ontology annotation, biological process: DNA repair; replication fork processing. Bases 100 to 2151 code for a protein of 683 amino acids. The transcript has 12 exons. Gene Ontology annotation, cellular component: nuclear replication fork.